CAACACGGAAAAUCGGAAACAUCAAAAAGAACCAAACUCAAACCAGAAAACGCUUCAUCGUAACCUGCGAACUCCACUCUCUUCCACUUCUACUUUCAGUUUCACCUUCUCCAGAGAAUAACCCAAAAUCAGUUAAAAUAAAAAGAACCUUUUUUUUUUUUUCAACCGAGUUCUUGAGUUACUACCGUGUGCGCCACCGUGCGCAGCCUGCGAUGUUGCCGGCGCCGCCGGGAGUAACAACCGUGGUGGUGAGAAUCUCGCGCUACAGAUCGUGCGGCGCACAUUGAGCCACGUGGGACCCACCGAUGGAACCAACCCAAGCCCAAACCCAAACCAAGCUCACCCGAACCCAAUCCUCGCUGCUUCGGUGUUCCUCCCCGACCACGCGCUCUUCCAUCCAUAGCCUCUCUUCCGUCAACGAGGAAGACUUUUCCGACGAGUCAUCGAGCAAGAGAAAGAGCAAACCGGUUAAAGCUAGAACCGCUUCGAUCCGGUUCGGACCGGUUCUCGGUUUAUUCAGCGCGUGCACGCUCUUUUCAUACUUCUUCUAUCUCGGGGCCCGAGCCGGGCCCACCUCCGAGAACGUGCUGGUGGUGCUGGUUUUUCUCGCGGUGGUUCUCUACUUCGCGAACCGGAACAAGGUGUUGAUCCAGCGAACCGUUUCGGUUCUGAAGCAUGCCUGGGAUGGGAACUUGAAAAGGCUCGGUUUUUCUGCAAAGGGUAGUGAGAAGCCGGUUCAGUGGUUCAUUGGGGAUGCCACCGGUUCAGUGGUGAGGAGGGAGAACAAAAAUAAGUAUAAGAAUAGGAAUAAGAAUAAGGGUAAUGAUGAUGAUGGUGAGGGGGUUAGGAGAGAGGGGGUGGAGUUUUAUAGUAAUGGGGAUUUUUAUGAGGGGGAGUUUCAUGGAGGGAGGUGUAAUGGGAGUGGGGUGUAUCACUAUUUUGUGAGUGGGAGGUAUGAGGGGGAUUGGGUUGAUGGGAGGUAUGAUGGGUAUGGGAUAGAGAGUUGGGCUAGGGGGAGUAGGUAUAAGGGGUGUUAUAGGCAGGGUUUGAGGCAUGGUUUUGGGGUUUAUAAGUUUUACACUGGGGACUCUUAUGCUGGGGAGUGGUGUAAUGGCCAGAGUCAUGGGUUGGGAGUGCAGUCUUGCUCUGAUGGGAGUUGUUAUGUUGGGGAGUUUAAGUAUGGGGUCAAGCAUGGACUUGGAUGUUACCAUUUCAGGAAUGGAGAUAGAUAUGCUGGAGAGUACUUUGGAGACAAAAUACACGGAUUUGGGGUCUACCACUUUGCCAAUGGCCACUGUUAUGAAGGAUCAUGGCAUGAAGGUCGAAGACAAGGUUAUGGCGUGUAUACUUUUAGAAACGGUGACAGAAAAUGUGGUGAAUGGGAUGCUGGCAAUCUCAAGCUCUCUCUACCACCGCUAUAUGAUGCUAUCCUUCGUGCAGUUCAGGCUGCUAGGAAAACUGCUGAAGAUGCUAUAAAGCUUCCCCGGAAGGAUGAGCAUGUGAACAAAGCAGUAAUUGCUGCAAACAAAGCAGCCACUGCUGCUAGAGUUGCUGCAGUGAAAGCUGUCCAGAACCGAAUGGGUGGAAAAUUUUGCGAUAUUGAUGUCUAAGAGAUUAGGUGUUAGCUUAUGUUUGGAAUUGUAAAUUUUUAAUACUAAUUUCAAGUAUUUGGAAGAUGCCACCCCGGUGAGCAAAAGCUCAUUGGAGGUUGAAGAGUAUGUUCUCAUGAUGUUUGUUUCACAACACAACUUGUAUAUAAACCCAUGUAUAUCAAUGAAAAAUGAUGAUGCAUUUUCUAAAGUAAAACCAUGUUCUCGGUGAAAGGAAGAACGUGGUUGGGGAAUCAAGGGGUGGAAAGCUUGCAUUGUGAAAACCAAAGUGAAAAGCUUGCAUGCUUCAUCCCUCAAAAUAAAGGCUAUUAAUUUAAUGCUACCUACUCUCUUUUGGCCUCAAGAAUGCUACUAGUAUCUUGUAUGAGAUGUCAUCCUAAAUUUGGUUAGCACGAGGACUGGCUCCUCUUUUUGAUGAUCAGUCACUGCAUCAGUGCUUUGGGUGAAGGAAUCCAUGCUAGGAUAGUAGGAUUGCAAUAAUUUUUUUCAUUUAAUUACUCAUUUCGUGUUUAUGCAUGUACAAUUACAUUUUAGUCUUUAAAUAUACAACUUACUCGAAUUAGUCCUUAUA
Molecule: messenger RNA, 2181 nt
Organism: Cajanus cajan (pigeon pea)
Lineage: Eukaryota; Viridiplantae; Streptophyta; Magnoliopsida; Fabales; Fabaceae
Source: RefSeq, a predicted model, not a curated record